CCGUGGCUGAAUUGUAAGAAAGCGUAAUAUAUUAAAAAUGGGCCUAAAAUGGGCCUGAAGUGAAAUUUAACUUUACGUUGGUAUUAUCUCUGGUUUCACAUUCUCUUAACCCUCUUGGUGAAUGCGUCAUUGAAACGCCAUUAUCCGCCGUGCUAAUCUGAAUCUCCUCCCCCGUCGGAAAAAAUGGCCACUGGUGGAAAAGUCUCCUUCAAAGUCACUCUGACUUCGGAUCCUAAGCUUCCUUUCAAAGUUUUCAGCGUACCAGAAGGAGCUCCGUUCACGGCGGUUCUGAAAUUCGCAGCAGAAGAGUUCAAGGUUCCUCCACAAACCAGCGCCAUCAUCACUAAUGAUGGGAUCGGGAUCAAUCCUCAACAGAGUGCAGGAAACGUUUUUCUGAAGCACGGAUCUGAACUAAGAUUGAUCCCGCGUGAUAGAGUUGGAGCUGUGUUUGUGAUGGAUCCAUAGAUGAUGUGUAAGCAAUGAUUAAAAACUCAGUUCCAAAAAAAACAUAAUAAUAUACUGAAAUGCUUAUGUACAACUUCGUUGAAUAAAUAUGUAAUCGUCACAAUUGAAGUGAGUUGAAUUUGGUCAAGUUAUAUGUCUGUUAUAAUUCAUAUUUAGAUAACGUAUGUGCACUAAAAAAGAGUAUGGAUCUCUCUGUAUAUGCUAACUCUUGUCAAUAUAAAUAUUUAUCUUGUAAUAUAGUUUUUUUAUU
Arabidopsis thaliana (thale cress) is the source of this 715-nucleotide messenger RNA. RefSeq names its product ubiquitin-fold modifier (gene CCP2). The record is from RefSeq and is marked reviewed. Gene Ontology annotation, biological process: protein ufmylation. The transcript is spliced from 4 exons. The coding region runs from base 184 to 465 and encodes 93 amino acids. Lineage: Eukaryota; Viridiplantae; Streptophyta; Magnoliopsida; Brassicales; Brassicaceae.